GGCGUUCUGACUCUAAAGAUUUAAACGUUAAACCCUCUCUUAACACUUCUGCGCAGAAAGAAGAUGCGGACAAUAAAUUUAGUACCUGAUUGUUCUUCGUCCUUUCCGGCGGAGGAUCUGCACGGAACAGCUCCGUCUCCGGUCGCUCCGGAGAUGCAAGACAUGUCUACCUUUCUAAACCAAUUCUUCCACCACAAGCCCAUGCUUUACCAUUCUGUACCACAACCAGAGCCAGAGCCACAACCACCUCCACUAUUUUCACCAUGCGGACUGUUCUCCGCGGAGAUUUGUCAGCGGUCGGGCGGAUCCGAGUGGGAAUGCCAAGUCAGAGACGGGAACUCGGGUGCCGCUGUUGAAUCGUCGUGCGGUGUCAAUGUCUCCGAUCCCGGCUACUCUUUUGAGGCCGAGGUGAAAGCCUGCGCUCAGAACUCGUUUUAUUCGGCCGGUGUUGUGGAUUCUGAUGCAAACGAGAGGAGAGUUUCGCCUGAGAAUUAUCUCGACGAGUUGAGUUGUGAUAGCGAGAAAGAUUCCGAGGGGUUAGAGGUUUUAGCAAAAUCAGUUUCGCGUCGUUCUUCAUCGAAGAGGAGCAGAGCUGCGGAGGUCCAUAACUUGUCGGAAAAGAGGAGGAGGAGUAGGAUUAAUGAGAAAAUGAAAGCGCUACAGAACCUAAUUCCAAAUUCUAAUAAGACGGAUAAGGCUUCUAUGCUGGAUGAAGCGAUCGAAUAUUUGAAGCAGCUUCAGCUUCAGGUGCAGAUGCUAGCAGUGAGAAAUGGAUUGGGUUUGCACCCGAUGUUCUUGCUGGGAGUACAGCAGCCUAUGCAGUUGCCUCAGGCAGGAGUCAGCUUUGAUGAGGGAAAUGGAUAUCCGAAUUCGAGCAGAGGAACAGGCACAUUUUCUGGGAAUCACGAAAACUGCAGGGAAUCUGUUUUAAAUCUCUCCAAUCAGCCAUUUGUUAUACCUUCAGUGACGAACAUCACCAUUCCAGAAACCUCACUUGGUUUUGAAGAAGAAUCAGCUCAGGCACAUUAUGAACCAUUGAAUCAUUCAUCUUCCAAGGAAAUUGCUAGUGAUGGCAAGCUACAGCUACAGUCUGAUACCAGUCAGAUUGGAAAGAUCUCUUCAUCAGACUUGUCUUAGCCAAAAGCUGCCGUCAGAGAGAUAGGAUGUAAGAAGUUUCUGCCGUCUCAAACAAUUCCUUUUGGAAAAUUUGUUCUAUUGUCAUCAUAUUUGUCUCGAUCGCUAUAGUUCUUAUAUAAACCUUUCAAUGAAUAUGAUGAAUAUAAUAGAGGUGAAGAAAGAAAGGUAUUACCAUU
Corylus avellana is the source of this 1313-nucleotide messenger RNA. RefSeq lists its product as uncharacterized. Gene Ontology annotation, molecular function: protein dimerization activity. The record is from RefSeq and is a predicted model, not a curated record. Gene Ontology annotation, cellular component: nucleus. Lineage: Eukaryota; Viridiplantae; Streptophyta; Magnoliopsida; Fagales; Betulaceae.